Molecule: messenger RNA, 817 nt
Organism: Paramecium pentaurelia
Lineage: Eukaryota; Ciliophora; Oligohymenophorea; Peniculida; Parameciidae
Source: the annotation of a GenBank genome assembly
UCAAUGUCCUAUCGAAAUUGUGAUACUAUAUUCACUGAGUCUUAAGAAACAAAUAAGAACUUAAAUUUAUCUACUCCACCAAUUAAGAAAAUAUUCUAGAGUAAUGAGAUAACAUUUCCAUAAACACUCAAUAGAAGUAACUUUUAGUAUGUGUUUAUAACUUAUUAUUAUAGAACUCCAUAAACAAAAAAUAUAUCCUUAUGCAAUUCAGAACAUAAAUCCUUUUUAAAGUUCUAAUCACAGAAUUCAAUCGGAAAUAUUAAUAACUUAGCAUAAAAUUUAUUUUAAACCAAUACUAGCAAUUAAAUAUAAGAGUAUGUAUCAUAUAUCACUUAUAAUCACAAUAUGAUAAAGAAUUAUAUUUUAAAUUCAAAUAUCAUAUUCAAAAUAUAAACUUAAUAAAAUUUAUUUUAUUAAUUAAAUUUUAUUAUAGGAUUGAAGAAACUAAACCUUGUAAUUGUAAGAAGAGUAAAUGUCUUAAAUUAUAUUGUGAUUGUUUUGCAGCUGGUAAAUUAUGUUCAUCAAAAUGUAAUUGUUGUGGUUGUUUUAAUAAUACUUCAAAUUUAGUAGAGAGAAAUUAAUUUAUGGAAAAAAUGGUAGAAAGGAAUCCAGAAGCAUUCAAUUAAAAGGUUAAAGAAGUAGAUUAAAAAUUGGCACAUUCUAAAGUAUUAUAUACUUUAUAUCAAUCUUAGGGAUGUAAUUGCAGAAAGAGUGGUUGCAAAAAGAAGUAUUGUGAAUGUUAUUAAAUGGGUAUUGAAUGUUCUGAUCAUUGUAAAUGUGAUGGAUGCAAAAAUUGUUCAUCAAAUAAAUUAGUGAA